Molecule: messenger RNA, 3950 nt
Organism: Clarias gariepinus (North African catfish)
Lineage: Eukaryota; Metazoa; Chordata; Actinopteri; Siluriformes; Clariidae
Product: carcinoembryonic antigen-related cell adhesion molecule 5-like
Exons: 22
Coding region: 1-3639 (1212 amino acids)
Source: RefSeq, a predicted model, not a curated record
AUGCCAGAUGAAGAAGUGAUCGCUCCUACAAUAGUGACAGAGGGACAAUCAGCCAUUGUGAUCUGUAACACCACCUGCAGUCUGACUGAUCCAACAUUCAUAUGGUACAAAAACAGUCAUAAUUUAAUUGCAAAAACCAUCAAGAGCAAUGAAGUCCACCUGCAGCCGGUCAGCAGUGAGGAUGCAGGCAGUUAUAGCUGUGCUGUAAAAGGAUAUGAACAUCUCCCCUCUCCUGCUCACACACUCAGAGUCAGAUAUGCUCCAAAGAAUGUCUCAGUGUCCAUUGGUCCCUCUGGUGAUGUAGAGGAGGACAGUCCAGUAACUUUGACCUGCAGCAGUAAUGCUAAUCCACCUGUGGAGAACUACACCUGGUUUAAGGUGAAUGAAUUUUCAGCUGUCGGAUUUGGACAGAGUUACAGAGCUCUACAGAGUGGACAGUACUACUGCGAGGCUCAGAAUAAACACGGCUCUGAGAGAUCAGCUGCAGUGACUAUUUCAGUAACUUAUCCUCCAAAGAAUGUCGCAGUGUCCAUCACCCCCUCUGGUGUAAUAGUGGAGAACAGUUUAGUGACUCUGACCUGCAGCAGUAAUGCUAACCCACCUGUUAUAGACUAUGAAUGGUAUAAGGGGACAACAUUAGUAGGAAAAGGAAAAACCUACACCAUCUCCAAGUUUAUCUCCAAACACAGAGGAGCAUACAAGUGCAAGUGCAGUAAUGAAGUCGGACAUCAGGACUCCAGUAGUGUGAUUCUAAAUGUUCUGUAUCCUCCAAAGAAUGUCGCAGUGUCUGUCAGUCCCUCUCAUGAGAUUGAAGAGGGCAGUUCAGUGACUCUGACCUGCAGCAGUGAUGCUAACCCACCUGUUAAAUACUAUGAAUGGUACAAGAGGACAACAUUAGUAGAAAAAGGAAAGACCAUCACCAUCUCCAAUUUCAGUUCGGAGGACAAUGGAAAGUACAAGUGCAAGUGUGGUAAUGAAGUCAGACAUCAGUACUCCCAUGGUGUAACUCUGAAUAUUCUGUAUCCUCCAAAGAAUGUCUCAGUGUCCAUCAGCUCCUCUGGUCAGAUACUGGAGGACAGUUUAGUGACUCUGACCUGCAGCAGUGAUGCUAACCCACCUGUGGAGAACUACACCUGGUUUAAGGUGAAUGAAUCCUCCGCUGUAGGAUCUGGACAGAGUUACAGAGCUCCACAGAGUGGACAGUACUACUGCGAGGCUCAGAAUAAACACGGCUCUGAGAGAUCAGCUGCAGUCACAAUGCACGUUGUCUAUCCACCAAAAAUAGUUUUAGUGUACAUCAGUCCCUCUGGUGAGAUAGUGGAGGGCAGUUCAGUGACUCUGACCUGCAGCAGUGAUGCUAACCCACCUGUGGAGAUCUACACCUGGUUUAAGGGGAGGAAAUCAGUAGGAAAUGAAGAGACCUACACCAUCUCCGACAUCAGCUCUGAGGACAGUGGAGAGUACAAGUGCAAGUGCAGUAAUGAAGUCGGACAUCAGGAGUCCAGCAGUGUAACUCUGAAUGUUCUGUAUCCUCCAAAGAAUGUGUCAGUGGCCAUGCACCCUGCUGGUGAGGACAAUUUAGUGACUCUUAAAUGUAGCAGUGAUGCUAACCCUCCUGCAGAGAUCUACACCUGGUUUAACGUGAAAGAAUCCUCAGCUGUAGGAUCUGGACCGAGUUACAAAGUUCUACAGAGUGGACAGUACUACUGCGAGGCUCAGAAUAAACACGGCUUCAAGAGAUCAGAAGUUUUAAACAAAAAUCACCUGUAUCCUCCAAAGAAUGUCUCAGUGACCAUCAGCUCCUCUGGUGAGAUAGUGGAGGGCAGUUCAGUGACUCUGACCUGCAGCAGUGAUGCUAACCCACCUGUGGAGAACUACACCUGGUUUAAGGUGAAUGAAUCCUCAGCUGUAGGAUCUGGACAGAGUUACAGAGCUCUACAGAGUGGACAGUACUACUGCGAGGCUCAGAAUAAACACGGCUCUGAGAGAUCAGCUGCAUUAACAGUUUUGGUUAUUUAUCCUCCAAAGAAUGUCUCAGUGUCCAUCAGUCCCUCUGGUGAGAUAGUGGAGGACAGUUCAGUGACUCUGACCUGCAGCAGUGACGCUAACCCACCUGUGGAGAACUACACCUGGUUUAAGGUGAAUGAAUCCUCAGCUGUAGGAUCUGGACAGAGUUACAGCUUUAAUUUCAACUCCAGUAGCAAGGACCAGUACUACUGUGAGGCUCAGAAUAAACACGGCUCUGAGAGAUCAGCUGCAGUGUCUGUCACUUUAAAGGAUCUUCAGGUGAUCGCUCCUGCAGAAGUGACAGAGGGACAAUCAGCCGUUCUGACCUGUAAAACCACCUGCAGUCUGACUGAUCCAACAUUCAUCUGGUACAAAACCAGCCGUGAUUUAACAACAAACACCAUCAAGAGCAAUGAAGUCCACCUGCAGAAUGUCAGCAGUGAGGAUGCAGGCAGUUAUAGCUGUGCUGUAAGAGGAUAUGAACAUCUCCCCUCUCCUGCUCACACACUCAGAGUCAGAUAUCACCCAAAGAAUGUCUCAGUGUCCAUCAGUCCCUCUGGUGAGAUAGUGGAGGGCAGUUCAGUGACUCUGACCUGCAGCAGUGAUGUUAACCCACCUGUGGAGAACUACACCUGGUUUAAGGGGACGACAUCAGUAAGAAAAGGAAAGACCUACACCAUCUCCAACAUCAGCUCUGAGGACAGUGGAGAGUACAAGUGCAAGUGCAAUCCUCCAAAGAAUGUCUCAGUGUCCAUCAGUCCCUCUGGUGAGAUAGUGGAAGGCAGGUCAGUAACUCUGACCUGCAGCAGUGAUGCUAACCCACCUGUGGAGAUCUACACCUGGUUUAAGGGGACAACAUCAGUAGGAAAAGUAAAGACCUACACCAUGUCCAACAUCAGCUCUAAGGACAGUGGAGAGUACAAGUGCAAGUGCAUUAAUAAACAUGGACAUCAGUACUCCAACAGUGUAACUCUGACUGUUCUGUAUCCUCCAAAGAAUGUCUCAGUGUCCACCAGCUCCUCUGGUGAGAUAGUGGAGGGCAGUUCAGUGACUCUGACCUGCAGCAGUGAUGCUAACCCACCUGUGGAGAUCUACACCUGGUUUAAGGUGAAUGAAUCCUCAGCUGUAGGAUCUGGACAGAGUUACAGAGCUCUACAGAGUGGACAGUACUACUGCGAGGCUCAGAAUAAACAUGGCUCUGAGAGAUCAGCUGCAGUGUCUGUCACUUUAAAGGAGUUUCAGAGCACAGUUGUGGGCAUAGCUGUUGGAGUCAUUGUGUUUGUGUUUGUUUUUCUGAUUGUUGCCUUCCUAUUUAUCAGGAAACAUAAAAGAAAUGGGUCAACAAUAAACCAAAGUUUACAAUGGGAUAAUUUUAGUAGCAGUGUAGCGUUGGCAAGUCCAAACAUCACUGUAUCUGAAUCAGCCUCCACCAAUCAGAAUGAAGUUUUGUAUACCAACAUUGUACACCAGAGUGCUGUUUCCCCCAGAAAUACUGAGAGUUCUUCUGUGAAAUCUACUGCCUCUAAAGACAAGGAGAUCCAGUACAGUAGUAUAAAAUUUACUCGCACAGGUGCUGACAACAGGCCUGACAAUGAUGAGGAGCCCAGUGUGUUCUACAGCAGUGUGAAAUAAGCAACAUUAACAAACUGUCUCAAUCUCAGAACAACUUCUACUUGGUCACAGUGGAAAACUUCUGGAAACUUUGAAGGUUAAUAUUUAAUUAAGCAGAGUUAAGCUGUGCUUUUAUGAAGCCUCAUAAUGCAAUUGUCAUUUAAUCAUCUGCUAGAGAGAAUGUUUCAAUUAUUUUACAUUGUCUAUGAUGGGUCUUUGUCAGCAACAUUUGGCUAAAAAUCAUAGAAUGUCAUUAAAUCAUAGAAUCAUAGCAGUGUAUAGUUCUUUUUAAGCAUUUUUUAAAAGCACCGGUUAAUGACUAUUUUAAACAG